ACCACUCUCUACCACUACUUCUACUUCUGUUUCAUUCGUUCUGGAAUCUCGCAAACUUUUUUGUUUACUUCUUCUCAAACUUACAUAUAUUAACCUUUCUUAUACUAUCAUGGCUUCCAGGGUGGUUUUUGUUUUGUUGAUGGCGGUGAUGUUGCUUGCCAUCAACUGUAACUGCACCAGUGUUGGUCACAUGCCUUCCACCAAAGAGGAAGGUCGUGAUUUUGACGAGGCUAAAGCCAAGACCACGCAAACAGCCAACAAGGCCAUGGACACUGGUAAAGAGGGGAAAGAAGCUGCAGAGUCAUGGACAGAAUGGGCUAAAGAGAAAAUCACCGAGGGACUUGGCUUCAAACAUGAUCAAGAACCCAAGGAAUCCACCACCAACAAAGUCUCUGACUGUGCUACGGAUACUGCACAGAGAUCAAAGGACUGUGCAGCUGACACUGCAAAGAAGACCAAGGACUAUGUUGGUGAUGCUGCUCAGAAGACCAAGGAUUCUGCCACCGAUGCUGCCCAGAAGACUAAAGAUUAUGCUGCUCAGAAGACCAGCGAUGCUGCCAAAAAGACGAAAGAUUAUGCUGCUGAAAAAACCAAGGAAUAUGCCAGUGACGCUGGUGAUGCUGCCAAAAAGACGAAAGAUUAUGCUGCUGAAAAAACCAAGGAAUAUGCCAGUGACGCUGGUGAUGCUGCCAAGAAAACCAAAGAUUAUGCUGCUGAAAAAACCAAGGAAUAUGCCAGUGACGCUGGUGAUGCUGCAAAGAAUGCUGCAAAGAAAACCAAAGAUUACGGUGCUCAAAAGGUCAGCGAUGGAGCACAGAAGACCAAGGAGUAUGUCAGUGGUACUGCUCAAAAUGCAGGGCAGAAUAUCAAAGAUUAUGCAAAUGAUGCAGCACAGAAGACCAGAGAGUACACUGGUGAUGCAGCUCACAGGAGCAAAGAAGCUUCUGAUUAUGCCAGUGACACGGCUCAGAAGACCAAAUACUAUGUUGAUGAUGCUGCUCAGAGAAGCAAAGAGGCAUCUGAAUAUGCCAAUGAUGCGGCUCAGAGGAGCAAAGACUAUUCCAGUGAUGCUACCAGAAAAAGCAAAGAUGCUUCUGAUUAUGCCAGUGAAACGGCUCGGAAGACCAAUGAACAGGCCAGUGAUGCGGCUCAGAGAACCAAAGAGAAGCUCCAUGAAUUUGCUUCUGAGGCUGGUCAAUACAGUGCAGAGAAAGCGAGAGAAAUGAAGGAUGCAGCAGCACAGAAGGCUAGUGACAUAGCAAAAGCUGCCAAGAAAAAAUCAGAAGAAGUGAAAGAGAAUAUAAGGGAUGCUGAGCUUUGAAAUGGCUUGAUGGCCUUGAACUUUUAAUUAUACUACAAAAAGUUGUCAAAUUCUGCAGAAAUAAUGUGUUGUGUGUUUGUAUAUGUGGGACUGUUUGUCUAUGGUCAAGGGUGGAAUACUUUGUACUAAAUAUCUAGUAUUUUCUUUUAAGUUUUUUCUUCAAAAUAAUAAUAGAUUUUCUGCA
Messenger RNA from Vigna angularis (adzuki bean), 1505 nucleotides. Its product is annotated as late embryogenesis abundant protein D-29. Bases 110 to 1321 code for a protein of 403 amino acids. The transcript has 2 exons. The record is from RefSeq and is a predicted model, not a curated record. Lineage: Eukaryota; Viridiplantae; Streptophyta; Magnoliopsida; Fabales; Fabaceae.